AUGGAGAAGGACAAGACAAGCACCGACAUCGCUAUUCAAAAGGAUGCCCCGUCCGACGCUGUCCUUCAGGAUGCGGUGUACAACCUAUCACUACGCGCGGUCAAUCCGGUGGAUGUUGGUGUGAGCAAUCUGUCUCUUAAUAUCAAUAUCGCUUCAUCAGCAUGGCAAACAUCACCAUCCCACCUCUGGCGUCACCUGCGAGGGCGGAAACCCCAAGGCACCUCGAAAAAGAUACUGGGCGGAGUUGACGCGGCUAUGCCAAGUGGUAGCUUAACAGCUAUCAUUGGCAGUAGUGGAUCGGGAAAGACAUCUCUCCUGAAUCUGAUGGCUGGUCGAAUGUCCAUUUCGCGGGCGACAGUCUCAGGAAAGACGACGUUCAACGGAAACAGCGAUAUCAACAGCGUCCGCAGCGCCUAUGUCAUGCAAGAGGAUGUCCUCAUUCCAACUUUGACCGUUCGCGAGACCCUGCAAUACUCGGCGGACCUCCGACUGCCACCGCCGACCACUCAGGAAGAGCGCCAUGCCAUCGUGGAGCAGGUCAUCCUUGAACUUGGACUGAAGGAGUGUGCUAAUACUCGCAUUGGCACAACCGCGCAUAAAGGCUGCAGUGGUGGUGAGAAGCGCCGCACGAGCAUUGGUGUGCAGUUGCUAUCAAACCCCUCGGUGCUGUUUUGUGAUGAGCCUACGACGGGCCUCGAUGCCACCAGCGCUUUCCAGAUCAUCCGGACGUUGAAGCGACUUGCGCAAGAUGGUCGCACCGUGAUCGUGUCGAUCCACGCCCCUCGCUCCGAGAUAUGGAGACUUUUUGAUAAUGUAAUUCUUCUGGCUCGCGGGUCUGCGUUAUAUAGCGGGCCUGUGAGUGAGUGCCUGGCGCACUUUGAACAAUGCGGUCACUCUCUGCCUCCGUUCGUUAACCCCGCCGAAUUUCUCAUUGACUUGGCUGCCAUCGAUACUCGAACCGAGGAACUGGAGGCAGCAUCACACGCCCGCGUUCAUCACCUCCAGCAAGCAUGGGGAUCUCGGCCAGGGCCAGAAGCAAUGGUUGACGUUUCUGGCGAUGGCGAGAAGAAACCACCAGUGACACCACCGUUGACCGACGCGGAUACAGGUGCCAUGAAGAAAGUCUCGUUUCGCCGCCAGUUCCGUGUUCUCACAUCACGUACUUUCAUAACGACCAUCCGAGACCCAAUGGGAGUUGCCGGCAGUCUCCUCGAAGCUAUUAGUAUGGCUGUAAUCAACGGCUGGAUCUUCCUACAGCUCGACGAGAGCCUGACGGGCAUUCGUUCACGCCAGGGUAGCCUGUACACGGCCACCAGUCUGAAUGGGUACCUAAUCCUGCUGUUCGAGACUUACCGAUUGACAAUCGACAUCCGUCUCUUCGACCGAGAACGCAACGAAGGCGUAGUCGGUGUACCGGCGUUCCUGCUGAGCAGGCGAGUCGCCCGGUUUCCCCUGGAAGAUCUGCCGGUGCCACUACUGUUCUCUAGCAUCUUCUACUUUAUGGUGGGCUAUCGGCUUGAAGUUGAGCAGUUUUUCAUCUUCUUCUCUGUGACGCUGCUCACGCACUAUAUCGCGGUAACGUUUGCAGCGGUGUCCAUCGGCGUAGCGAGAAGUUUCCCUGGCGCAAGUCUGGUCGGCAACAUGUGCUUCACCCUGCAGUCGUUUGCGUGUGGAUACUUUGUGCAGUCUCAGCAGAUCCCCGUGUAUGUCCGGUGGCUCAAGUGGUGCGCUUACACCUUUUACACAUUUGGGGCACUGUGCGCAAACGAAUUCAUCGGCCCUGGCGGCUCAGGGCUUGGGCAGUUCUACGACUGUCCAUAUUCUGAUGACCCACAUGAUCCAGCAUGCAGGGAAUAUACGGGGCGAUACAUUAUGGACAGCCUCGGCAUGCCAUCCAAUUGGAUCUGGCGACCGAUGGUGAUACUCGUUGCGUUUACCCUUGGCCAUUAUCUGUUUGCAGGUCUGUUGCUGCAGUACAAUCGCUUCGCGAUUGACAUUGCCCAGGGCCGAAAGUCGGAAGGCGACCCUUCAGCUGGCAAGGCUAAGAUCGUGGUUCGUCCUGCCGAGGAGGCCCGGCGAGUCGCUAUCUCGUUGGACAAGUAUGCGCUUGCGAUCCGAAAGCGACGGAUGCCGUGGCAACGCAAGCAGAUGCUUCAGAUUUUGCGUCCAAUUACCGCUGAGUUCCAGCCCGGAGAGUUAAAUAUCAUCAUGGGUCCAUCUGGAAGCGGCAAGACAUCGCUGCUCCACUCGAUGGCUCGAAGGCUGCAUGAUUCUGCCGGCACACAGUAUCACGUCAACGGUCAAAUGCUGUAUAAUGGGGCCGUGCCAUCCGACAAUGUGAUCCGCUCAGUUACGUCGUUUGUGACCCAGGACGAUGAUGCCCUCAUGCCUUCGUUGACGGUGCGCGAGAGCCUGCGGUUCGCCGCAGGCCUACGACUGCCUACGUGGAUGACGCGCGAAGAAAAGAACCAGCGCGCCGAAGAAAUCCUGUCCAAGAUGGGCCUCAAGGAGUGCGCCGACAAUCUCAUCGGCAGUGAGCUGAUCAAGGGGAUCAGCGGAGGCGAGAAACGCCGAGUCACCAUCGCUAUCCAGAUUCUCACGGACCCAAGAGUGCUAUUGCUAGAUGAGCCUACCUCGGGCCUGGACGCCUUCACAGCGAUGUCAAUCAUUGAAGUGUUGCAGGGCCUCGCUGCUGAGGGCCGCACCCUGAUCAUGACCAUCCACCAGUCGCGCUCAGAUCUGUUCAGCCACUUCUCACAGGUUCUGCUUCUGGCUCGUGGCGGCCAUGCCGUAUACGCCGGACUAGGGCAGCAGAUGCUCGCGCACUUCGCCAGCUUGGGCCACGAGUGUCCGAAAACCACGAACCCAGCGGACUUUGUAUUGGAUCUCAUCACGGUCGAUCUGCAACAAGCAGACCGCGAGACCAUCACUCGCCAGCGCGUCCAGCAGCUGAUUUCCCGCUGGACCGUCGCCACACCGCAACUGGGGCGGACGUCGUCGCAAAUUGCGACUCCAGCGGAGCUGGGAAGUUUGCGACGGCAGAUGCUGCCGUUGCGUGUCACAUUCCCGCUUGUGCUGCAUCGAUCCUUCCUCAACUUCUGGCGCCAGCCACCACUGGUGAUGGCCCGGUCAAUGCAGGUAGUCGGCAUCGCCAUAAUUAUGGCGCUGUUUUUUGCGCCGCUGAAGAAUGACUAUGCUGCUGUGCAGUCUCGCAUGGGCUUUAUCCAAGAGUUUGCCGCAUUGUAUUUUGUUGGUGAGUCUUGUCAUGUCUCUCUAUAUGAUUUUCUUCAAUCAUGGCUUCGAAUGCUGAUUGUCUAUCUAGGGAUGCUCCAAAACAUCGCCGUUUACCCCAACGAGAGAGACGUUUUCUACCGCGAGGAAGCCGACAACUGCUACUCUGCUGAGACAUUUAUCCUGUCCUACACGACCAUCGAGCUCCCCUUCGAGGUGGCCUCAGCGCUCGUCUUCGGCGUGCUGGCCGCCUUCGCCGACAAUCUGAAACGCAGCGUAAAGAUGUUCCUGAUCAGCGCCUUUAACUGUUUCUGCAUCAUCAGCUGCGGCGAGUCGGUAGGCAUCAUGUUCUGCACGCUCUUCUCGCACGUUGGCUUCGCCGUCAAUAUCACCUCCGUCCUCCUCUCUAUCUCCACCAUCCUCGGCGGCGUGAUGAGUCUGAACGUCAACGACGUCUUGCAGGGCCUCAAUCACCUCUCGCCGAUCAAGUAUUCUAUUGCCAACCUAGCGCCUUACUCCAUGCAUGGGCAAACAUUUAGUUGCUCGCCGUCGCAGCAGCUCGCGGAUGGGAGCUGUCCCAUUAAUACGGGUGAGCAGGUGCUCGCGCUGUAUAACCUGGACAAAGAUGGGCCCCUGAAUGUGAUGGCUCUGGGCAUAUGCACGAUCAUCUAUCGCCUAGUUGCGUACGCAUUUCUCAAAGCCAUGCGGCCGCAUCGCUUCAUGGAACGGUGGCGUGACUGGAGCCAGUCGAGACGGUCGAGUUAA
This is a messenger RNA of Penicillium canariense, 3996 nucleotides long. Its product is annotated as putative ABC efflux transporter. Lineage: Eukaryota; Fungi; Ascomycota; Eurotiomycetes; Eurotiales; Aspergillaceae. Gene Ontology annotation, molecular function: ATP binding; ABC-type transporter activity; ATP hydrolysis activity. Gene Ontology annotation, cellular component: membrane. The record is from RefSeq and is a predicted model, not a curated record. Bases 1 to 3996 code for a protein of 1331 amino acids. The transcript has a single exon.